Eleginops maclovinus (Patagonian blennie) is the source of this 2830-nucleotide messenger RNA. RefSeq names its product interleukin-1 receptor-like 2 (gene il1rl2). Gene Ontology annotation, molecular function: interleukin-1 receptor activity. The record is from RefSeq and is a predicted model, not a curated record. The transcript has 11 exons. Bases 684 to 2093 code for a protein of 469 amino acids. Lineage: Eukaryota; Metazoa; Chordata; Actinopteri; Perciformes; Eleginopidae. Gene Ontology annotation, biological process: signal transduction.
AUGACGAGUCGCCACUGAUCAUACCAUUCUGGAACGAUGCUGAUAUUAAAAGUCUGGUUUCACACACAGCUAAGUGUGAAAUCUGAACACAAAGAGGAACACUAAAACUCCUGCAGGCUUUACUUUAGCUUGAUACACCUCUUAAAGCCAGUAUUUAGAUUUUCUUAAUAAAAAAAAGAUGGUGACGUUUGUAGUCCAAAAGGUAUAAAGGACUACAAUUCCCACAAAGCCAGCCUCUAAGCGAUAGAUGGGCAACCUGUGGAAAAGACGCCGUCUAGGAACAGUUUUUAACCCUCUUAUGUUUGGCAGUUAUACUGUCCUUUAGGUAGAAAGAAAGGACGCCCUAAGUUGUUAAUUAUUUCAUUAGAGUUUUGCUUCUGUGGAUUAAUUUGCUUUUUGACUAUUGUAAAGGCCUAUUUUCUUUGCUAUCUGUGUAAAAAGCGUGUUAUUUUAUUUUGAACAAACAUCGCGCAAUAUCACCAUCAUCCGAGGACCAAACAAGUCAACACAACUGCCACUGUGGGGUGUCAGAUCUCUACCAUGUGAGUGCUGGCUACCUCUUUGUGCUGCGGUGCCCGCCUGAAGACAAACACACCAACGUGACGUGGAGCCGAGAGGGGGGGCACAACCUGCCGCCUGGAGUGGAGGUCAUCGACGGCUUACUGUGGUUCCUGCCUGUGCAGAUGUCUCAUAAUGGGUCGUAUACCUGUGAGAAAAGGGGUAAGACUGGAUUGAGGGUGACCAUCGGGCUGUCAGUGUCCAGUGACGCGUGUCCUGAAGGACCUGAAACCAUAUCCUUCGCUGAGGACGUCAGCAGUAGUGUUCCCUGCAAACAGAAAGAGAUAUUCAAACUAAAUACCGAAAGGAAUAUACGAUGGCUGAAGGACUGCAAACCAGUGCAGCGGUACACAUCUGUAGAUAAAGACGGAUUAAUGAGACUGAAUGGAUCCUCAAAGAGGGAUGCUGGGAAAUACACCUGCCUGGUAGACUUCACCUUCAACGGCCAGAAUUUCACUGCAGCACGCAGCAUACGGCUGAAUAUCACAAAGAUUGGCACAGUGAUUGCAGCCGAACCUAUAGUGGAGUACCCUCAACAGGCAGUGGUCGUGGUUAAAGAGGGUACGCCAGUGGAGCUGAAGUGUAAGGCCUACAUCGGCUAUAGUGAGGACAAUGACACCGAAAUGUUUUGGUUUGUCAACAACACUUUCAGCGAUGAUUUUGAUGGACUCAAGGAUUCCUGGCACCAUGUUCACGAAGGCGGCAGAGUGAAAGGUGUGUCCACUCUGUCCAUCCCCAAAGUUCUCCGUCAGUUCAUCAAUGUCCCGUUUUCCUGCUGCGUGCAGACCUCCAUUGGACACAAAUGCGGAAUAUUGUGGCUCCAAGAAGCGGACCACCGUGCCCUCUACACCAGCGUCUCUCUCUGCAUCUCAGCCUCCCUCGCUGUCCUGGCAGCGACCGCUGCCUUCCUCUUCUUCAGAGUAGAUCUGGUGUUGGCCUACAGGAAACUGUUGAGACAUUUCUCCAAACAACAAAUUUCAGACGGGAAGCUCUACGACGCCUAUGUGAGCUUCCUCCAUCCAGACACGCUGACUUCGGAUGUGACGGCAAACUUCGCCAUGCAGAUCCUGCCGAAGGAACUGGAGACACAGGGCUACUCGCUGUUCAUCCGAGGACGGGACGACUGCCCUGGAGAAGCGGUGCAUGGUGUCAUCUCUUCCAUGGUAUGUCGGUGCCGCAGGUUGAUCAUCAUCCUGUCACCAGAGAUAAAAUCCUCCACUGAGGGAAAAACAGAUGAAGUAGAGCCCCUGUGUGACAACCAGACGCAGCUUUGCUAUGAGCAGAAAAUCGGCCUCCACGACGCUCUGACCCGCAACGAGCCCCGAGUCAUCCUGGUGGAAAUCGGCUCGGUGGAUUACAGAUGUCUGCCAGAGUCUCUGCGCUACAUCCAGAGGAAACAAGGAGCUUUGAAGUGGAAGAAACCCUCCCUCAAAACCAAAAAACAUAUCAAGUUUAGCUCAAACAGAAACUUCUGGAAGCAUCUGAGGUACCAUAUGCCCUCAGUGCCGGCAGGGAAACAACACACUAUUGUUUAAACCCAGUGAGAAAUGUGAUGCUAUAUGGGAAUAUUUAUCUGGAUAAGAAGACUUUCCCGCUGAAGUUUCUUGCUCAGGGACACAACGACAUGCUGACUGCAGUGGGACUCAAACCUACUCUCCCCUGAUCCGAAGCUCCCCGCAAUAAUACACCACAGCGUUGUUUGUAUACACGUAAUGGAUUACGUAUAUACAAACAACGCCCAUUGUCUGACUCAUUGGUCUGUGAAAGCAUGCCAUGUGGUUGCAAUCUGGACAGAGAGACAUCUGCUGGAUUUCCUCCUGCUAUGAAACAGGAACAUUUAAUUUGCUCCACAUGUUACAGACUUUCCUCUUUGGCUAUUCCACAUAACUCUACAGGUCUCAGGGGUUGCAAGUGUAAUUUACUAUUGUAAAUGUUGCCUUUAUUGUAUAUAUUCAAGGCUGUUGUGGCUUGGUAAUUAGACAGUCAAAGUUUUGAUGUUAAAAUGUCCUUGUACUUAAUGAAGAAGAAAAAAGACAUAACAAAGCUCUGUUUUUAACGGUAAAAUAUUGAUCAGAAAGAAAUGUGAACGCUCAUGAAGGGAAAACUUUUAUGAAGGUCCACAAUUUCACUUCUUGCACUCAGUGUUUCAGUGCUACAUUGAACCUGGAAUGACCUACUGUAUUAGACCUCAUUUUUGCCCUGAAAACACUGUAUGUAUUUAUUAUCUGACAACUGCGUGAGUUUUUAUUAAAAUAAAUAAUAUUUAUCCUGA